CGAGCGCAAACAUGUCGAUGCUCCCUGACAAGUGGAGCUAUCAGCACUUGAAGGCGGCGUCAGACCGCACUGCUUACGCGCUGUGGCGGAGAGCGAAGAUGGCGGAGAAUAAUGUCGAACCGGAGCACGAAUGGAGUGACCGGGCCCUGGACACGGCCGACGACACUCUGGUGGCAAUGGAAACCCUGCUGGCCACACUGAGAGCAUUUGAAGACGUACUCAGGCAGCAGGAAUUAUGCACAGCGUCUUCCACGGAGUACUGCGACAACUUCUGCCAGGCACUGAUGCACUAUGCUGGGAGCAGGAACUCCAUGGAGCAUGGUCUGCCUCUUCUGGAGGUCUACUGUCUGUCCAUAAACUGUUUUGCUGCGGCCCGAUCUCACCUCACUGCAGAGUCGGACAGAGUCGCCCUUGUUUUGAAGAGACUAGCUUUGAGCUGUUUUGAACUACUUCUGUCGGUGCCUGAGAAUGAAAUCCCGUAUGAAGCCUGGGUUCAGUUCCACCACUCUGUUCAGAUUGCCCAUGAUACCUUGCUACAGUAUGGUAGCACAGACCUCCAAGCUUUACUCCAGAUCACAGGAGAGGGAGGAGCGUGGAGCAACCCUGUCCUUACAUCUCUCCUCACCGGCCAGCCCACCAAUCUAGAAGAAGUUGAUGCAUACAUCAGCUUGGAGGGCGAGGGCUUUAUGGAGAUGCGCGUGAAGCACCUGGAGAAGAUGGGGGAAGUAGCCAAGGCAGUGGUGCUGGCCAAAGCGUGCACUGAAUGCAGCGUCAUCUCCAACCAAGCUACCUUUCGUCAAACAUUUGCCUCUCUGCUUUGUCACCUGCUGCCCAAUGAAGAGGCCAUCGUGGAGAUAUCCAGACUCGACUGUAAGGAUGUACUGGAGAUCACGUGUAGUUUGGAGACAGAGGGGGAGGAGAACACCGCCUUCAUCUUGUGUACAACUUUCCUGACACAGCAGCUACAGAAGCAGAGCCUUUACUGCUCCUGGGAGUUGACUCUGUUGUGGAGUAAGCUUCAGAAGAGGAUCGACCCCUCAUCGAUGUCUCUUCUGGAACGAUGCCUUCAGCUAGGUGCCAUUGCCAAAACCGUCCACCAUUUACUUUGUUUGGUCCGCGUCAUUCAGACAGGGACGGCGGAAAUAGGGAUACCUGCCUCAGUAGAACUUUGUGUCAAAGCCCUGCAACUUCCAAAGCAGGAUGACUCAGACUCGAGGAUCUCUGUCUGUAAGACCAUGUCCUGCCUACUUCCAGGGGAUCUUGAAGUAUUGCGUGCCUGCCUACUCACAGAGUUCCUGCUCGGGCCCAGCCAGGACGUCUUUGGGUCCCUUCGGGAGCUUUACUUACGCCCAGACCAAAAGUACGACCAGGAAAAUGAGGUGAUACCCAACUCACUGCGCUGCGAGCUGCUAUUAGCACUGAAAGCAUACUGGCCUUUUGACCCUGAAUUCUGGGACUGGAAAACUCUCAAGUAUCACUGCAUCGCCCUUUUAGGGUUGAUGCCGGAGUCCGAAGAAGAAGAAGAAGAAGAGGUGGUUGUAGACAAAAGGGAGAUGGGUAAACAUGAGCCAUAUGGAAUCACGGUGAAAGUAGAAUCAGAGCAUCAAAAGAGAAUAGAUGGAAGUGUUGAUGGUCCUGGGCAGUCUUCUGACUUGGCAGACAUCUCAGGCGAAACGGAAACAAAGAAACACAGGUUCUGUUGUCAGAUUUGUAAGAGGUUGGUCACUGACACCCAACUCAUUCACCACUCCAAAAGACAUGAAAAGGACAACAACCACCCCUGCCCUCUGUGUUUGGAAAAGUUUAAGAGCAGAAGGGAUCUUGUUCCUCAUCUGAAAGACCAUGUGCAGAGUGUAAAGCAUCUUAACAAAAAUAACAUAAAGAUAGAGGAUGGGCAGAGACUGGUGGAUGAGGAUGAUAUUGAACCAGGUGAGAUCACCAUUGACCCUUCCUUAAUGCAGUAUUACAAAUCCACACAUGAUCCAGAUGUGCUGCACCACAUCGUGCAACAAGCCAAGACGGUGAAGGAGACGGAUGUGGACAACGACGAGCAUGUAACAUUCGAAUACAUUGACCAACACUUCAGUGUGCAGAACCGGGAUGAGUAUCCGUGCCCAGGAACCGGGUGCACUCGGACUUUUAAACAUUCCAAGUACUUAUAUGUCCAUUUAAAGUCCGAGCACAAAGGUGAUGACGGUGUUAAAUAUUUUCAUCAGGUGAGAGACAAGCGGGAGAAGUGCGUUUUUUGUAGACGCCAUUUUGCUUCUGCAUACCAUCACCGCAAACAUCGAAGAGUUCACUAUGGUGAUCGGCCUUACAUGUGUGUGGUUAUGGAUUGUGGCGCUCAGUUUGGUACUUCCAAUGAACUUGUCACACACAAACAGACCCAUGGCUAUCACCUAAACUACCAGUGUGACCUCAAAGAUUGUUACGUCACGUUCUCCGACCUGGGACAAAUCUAUCACCAUGAAGCACAGCAUUUCAGAGAUGCCGCGUUUACCUGCUCUAGCACUGACUGCAGUAAAUACUAUUUAUCCAAAAAAGAAUUCAUGAAGCAUUUAUCCACACAUAACAUCACCUUCUCUGAAGAAGACUUUGAGGCUCAGAGAAAGGCAAAGCGGAAACUUCUAAGGACGGUUUGUGAGGCAACAAUACGCCCUAAGUCAGUUGAUACAAAAGAGACUGUAAAUGGAGAAGUCCUAAGUUCUUCUGCAGUAAGUUGUGCCUCCACUUCGCAAGCAUCUGAUAGCAAGGAGCCCAAAGCCACAAUGACCUUGGUUGCGGUGUGUUUUGAUGGAAGUAAGUUCACCUGUGGUUUUGAGAAGUGUGGCAUGACUUUCUCCAGAGCCAGAGAUGUCCAGAGGCAUUUUAAAUGUGCCCACCCAGAACACCUUAAACUGGAGAACAAAGAGCACAAACAUGACAAAGAGCGGGGAUCAAAGUCCAAAGGGAUAAAGACUGAAACUGAGCCAGACAGUAAGGAGAAGGGAAAAGAGGAGUACUCCACUCCAGUUCAACCCAUGGAGGAUGACGAAGAAAGAAAACAAGCCACUCAUCCCAAAAACAACGAAACAAACUCUUUAAGCCUUCAAACUGAAAAUGAUACUCUGAGUGAAAUUCUCGUUGGGUUCGGUAAACUGGACCUGAAUUCUUCAUCACCUCACAGUGUGAAAAGUGAGGUCCCUGAGACUACUACAUCCCACAUAUCUCUUCAUCAUGCAAUCAUGGCAAAGCCUCCUGUUGUGUUGAUUCAGAAGAAGCCCUUUCCUCAGGAAAAGGUUAAAGUCAAAACUGAGCAAGCAACAGAAGCUGAUGAAGAAGGCAGUGUUGACUCAUUAGCCACUGCUAAGCCAUUUAUCUGUCAGAUCAAAGGUUGCAUCUUUAGGACUGCUCAGAGUUACAGCUUACGCCGACACUAUAACACCAAACAUGGCCGCACUGUAGACCAGGCCAUAAAGUUGACUUCUUUGAAAACAACAUCUUUUAAGCCUUAUGUGUGCCAGCUUUGUUCCAGGAGUCACAGACAGAAACAUUUGUUGAGGUCUCACUAUAUUCAGAUACACAACCUGAGUGAGACUUUGGUGGACAAAAUAAGCUGUGCAUCUAUACGGUGUGAGGGAAAAGACCCUAAACAACAGACAUCUCAGCUCUUGACGAACCAUGGGAAAAAAGUAUGGAAGAAAGAGUUGCAAUGCCAACAGGAGAAAAAAAAUUCAACUGUGGUAAACGAAAAUGGACAAAACAUUGACAAUCAUUCUCAGUCUGAAGAGGAAGGAGAGGAUGAAGUAGAGGGAAAAGAGAAAGACGACGAUCAGAAGGGAGAAAGUGAGGAUACGACCAAACAACAGGUCAGAACGACAAGACGUCUGGUAGCCAAAAGUAAUCUCUGCUAUAUAUUGGAUAAAUUCAGUAAACCCUUUCAUUGUGUAGCGAAAAACUGUGAUGCUGCUUUUUCCACCCAGGGAGGCCUGGUACGCCACCUACAAUUGAUACAUCAUUACAAUCGCUCUCAGCUCUUGUUGGAAAAAGAUUUUGAUGCGCAUCACAGUCCAGAAGUCAGAAAAGAGCCUGCCAAGAAAAGGCCUUUACCAAACUUUGAUGAACCUCAGCCCCAAUACAAGUGUCACUUUGCCAACUGCACCGCUUCCUACCACCUUAAGAGCAGCCUAGUGCGUCACACUCGUGAUACACACUCUCAGCCACCAGAGCUAAUAAGAUGCAAUUUUGAAGGAUGUACAAGGGUGUUCAGCCAUAAUGAUGCACUUAAAAAGCAUACACUUUAUAGUCACUGUGAGUAUUACGAUUCACUGGUGGUCCGUCUGCAGAGCACUCACAAAAAGUCAAUUACUGGAUGCCAAAAGAAGCUUAUUGUCGCACCACAGAGUCCUCAGAAAGAAGAACCCAGUUCAACCGCGCAGGCUGAGGGAUCAAGUCCAAAGCCCGAAGUGACCCCACAGUCAGAGGAAAUGGGAGAGGAAGUGGCUGUAGAGAAAGUGUCGGGAGAAAAUAAAAGCGAGAGAAGAAAUCCCUGCAGCCGCUAUGCCGUCAGAUCUCAUGAAGAAGCACUACAGAUGUGCCAGGAUCGCUGUAUGAGCGUGGCCUACCCAUGCAUGGUCCAGGACUGUGAUUCUGUUGUUGUGUACUUGAAGAGCUUGCACCGUCACUACCUGAGAGUUCACCGCAUGCGUCGGGAAGAGCUUUCUAAGAAUAUAGCGGAACUGGUUUUUAAUGCUGAGCAGCUGAAGGAAUUGAUUCAGAGGAAGUCGACCGUGCCAACAGUCACAGAAGCGUGUUCCCCCAAUGGAGUUCGCAAAAUGGAGUAUCAGGCAGAGCCAGAAAACACAGGGGGGCUGCCUGCGCCCAUGAGCUUACACGCCAUCAAGACAGAAACACGGGAGGAGGCUAAUCAUGAUUUACUGGGGUUCCCAGAGGAGGAGCAGGAGCCACCACCUGUUGAGAGAAAUGGCGUCCUUGUUGGUGCAGAUGAGGUGCUUUACGGAGAGCCGAGCACCGGUGGGCAACCUGAAGACACGGCUGCAGCAACACAGAACAGUCAGAAACCGGAGGAGAGAUUAAGCUUGGAUAAAAUCAAACCUCUUCUUCGUCCCCUCACUGUUGACCUCUCUCCACAGUGCUCGCUGCGCUUUACUGCCGAGGAGGGCUUCCAAGGCAUGUCGAGCAUCAAGGAUGGUGGAAAAAUGUCGAACGGUUCAGUACUGUUGCCGACUCUUGUUCGCCAGCCAUUAAAACGGAAAAACGAGUUGUCUGAACCGCCUUCAAACUUGAAAGACACUCAGCCUCAUAGCCCUCCUCCACACCCUUUUGACAUUGUCGCCUACAAGCCUACUGGCUUUGAGUCCUCAUUCCUGAGGUUCAUCCAAGAGACGAGCCCAAAAGACAAAAAUGCCGUUUCUGGGAAACGGCGAGACUCUUUCAGACGUAGUUGUUCUGUUAAGGAGAACAACCAGCUGGGAAUCUCUCUCACCCGCAGCAGGCGCACUCAUGCCCUGCUGCUGAAGCCCCACGCUAUGACUAGAGACUUCACAUCAAUCCAAAACUUGAAAUCCAUCUUGGACAAAGCCCUGGCUGGGUGUGGGGACCUGGCUAUUAAGCAGCUUCAGUACCUCAGACCUGUAGUGGUCCUGGGGAGACCAGUGUGCAGCACCAGCCUGCCUGACCUCUUCCCAUCAGACACCAACAGCAAAAUGCUUCUUGGAAGUUAAUUUAACAUAGCUAUGACAAAUGACUUUGUAUUUUUACAAUCUGCACCAGUAUUUUUCUUUCUCCCAAAAUAUUAGGAUUGGCUGCUUUUUAAGUUGCCAAACUGAAUAAUUAUAGAAAUGAUAUUAGCAGUAAGAUCAAAAACAAGCUUAAACAGUGCACAUUGGAUCCAAGUGGAUUGUUGUUGUUGUUCUUUUUUUUACAUCUGUUAUUAGAAAGCGUUCAGAUAACACCUGUUAUGUGUUAGUAUGGUGAGUAUGUAUAUAUUGUAGUUAUGCAAGAUGAUGUACAGAUUUUCAGAUUGUUAGAAAUGGUCAGUAGUGUAUUGCAAGGCCUUCUCAGUUGUGUGAAAAUGUGACUUAAAAAAACAUUUCCUUACUGAAAAAAUACAAGAGGAAUAUGUUUGAUUAUUUUUCACUUCGGUUUCUAUUAAAUCAGUGUUGGGAUGCAGUGGACAUGCAUCCAACACUUUUUAAAGAAAUAAAUGUGGAAACGAAGCCUUUUUCUUUCUGAAGUGUGUAAGUGACUUGUUUUUUAUAUGCAAAGUCACUGAAAUGGCAUCGUAGGAGCUGUUCGCUAAGUUGAAAAUACACUUAACUAAUUUAAAAUCAUCUGUGUUGUGUCUGUUAUUCCACUGCUUGUAAUAUAGUAUUUACUAUUAAUGGUACGCAAUAAGGUGCUGUUAUCAGAAAUUUAGUGGACCUGCGUGUGUGAGACAAAUGUGUUUAAUUAAAGUUUCACAUAUAAAUUCUGCAAUAUUGCAGCAUGGGAAUAUUGUAGACAGUGGGAGAUUGUUUUUACAUGUUUCUUUUAAAAUACUACACGCAUUUAAGGUGGGGCUCCUUACAGGUUAUUUUCUUUUGAAUAAAACUUCUGUCUUUUG
Molecule: messenger RNA, 6604 nt
Organism: Cyclopterus lumpus (lumpfish)
Lineage: Eukaryota; Metazoa; Chordata; Actinopteri; Perciformes; Cyclopteridae
Gene: rlf
Product: RLF zinc finger
Exons: 9
Coding region: 12-5723 (1903 amino acids)
Biological process (GO): regulation of transcription by RNA polymerase II
Cellular component (GO): nucleus
Molecular function (GO): DNA-binding transcription factor activity, RNA polymerase II-specific; DNA binding
Source: RefSeq, a predicted model, not a curated record